UUAAUAUUUCAAAAUAUUAUUCAUAUUUUCCCAUUAGUUCGAUUGUACUCGGCCAAUAUUUCAAGUGUUACUUUGCAACUUCGCUACACUUCGUAGUUCUAUAGGAUUGUACUCUUAUUUUUACGAACCUCCCUAGCUGUAAAAUGUUUCUUUUUAUGAAGCAGUUUUGAUUAAAUGCUUCCUUCGUCAGCGGUGAUAUUUCUUUGAAAUCACACAUUCAUUUUUCGGUUAAUUGAAUCAAAAUGCCGCAGAAUGAGUACAUGGAAAGGCACCGUAAACUGUACGGUCGCCGACUCGACUAUGAAGAACGUAAACGUAAAAGAGAAGCUCGUGAACCUCAUAAACGGGCUGAAAAAGCUCGUCGAUUACGUGGUCUGAAAGCUAAAUUAUUCAAUAAAGAAAGACGCAAUGAGAAGAUACAAAUGAAGAAGAAGAUCAAAGAACAUGAAGAAAAAUUGAACAAACGUAAAACUGAGAAACCGAAAGAAGGAAACUUACCCGUAUAUCUACUCGAUCGAGAUGUUCAAUCGUCUGCCAAAGUUCUAUCUAAUAUGAUUAAACAGAAACGAAAAGAAAAAGCAGGCAAAUGGGAUGUUCCUAUACCAAAAGUGAGAGCCCAAGCAGAUGCCGAAGUAUUCAAAGUUCUCCGUUCUGGUAAAAGUCGACGUAAAGCGUGGAAACGAAUGGUCACCAAAGUUACUUUCGUUGGAGAUGCGUUUACCAGAAAACCACCGAAAUUUGAACGUUUCAUUAGACCGAUGGCUUUACGAUUUAAUAAAGCUCACGUUACUCAUCCUGAAUUAAAGACGACAUUUUAUUUACCCAUUUUGGGAGUGAAAAAGAAUCCUAGUUCUCCUACACAUACAAAUCUUGGAGUCAUUACUAAAGGAACAGUCAUCGAAGUUAAUAUUAGUGAAUUAGGUUUAGUCACUCAAAGUGGUAAAGUUGUAUGGGGUAAAUAUGCACAAGUGACGAAUAAUCCCGAAAAUGACGGAUGUAUUAAUGCGGUUUUAAUUGUUUAAUUUAUAAUUACGUUCUUUGUAUUAUUGAGAUAAUAAAUUUUCAUUUUUAAUA
This is a messenger RNA of Planococcus citri (citrus mealybug), 1074 nucleotides long. RefSeq names its product NSA2 ribosome biogenesis factor-like IP259 (gene Ip259). NCBI's taxonomy places the organism in Eukaryota, Metazoa, Arthropoda, Insecta, Hemiptera, Pseudococcidae. Gene Ontology annotation, cellular component: preribosome, large subunit precursor; nucleolus. The transcript is spliced from 2 exons. The record is from RefSeq and is a predicted model, not a curated record. The coding region runs from base 243 to 1022 and encodes 259 amino acids. Gene Ontology annotation, biological process: maturation of LSU-rRNA; maturation of 5.8S rRNA.